CGCCGCAAUGGAGCGGAAGCUUGCAGAUUUUAGGGCCCGGCGACAGGCCAAAAAGGGUUCCAGCAAGGAGCGCUCGGCCGCCGCCGCCGCCCCCGCCGCGAACGUAAACGCGACCCCGGCUGUCACUCCGCAGACUGUGCAAAACUCAGACCCCAACCCCCUACAAGAGCGUUCGAGGGACUGGAUGGUGGACAGCUCGUGGGGGAGAUGGCUGUCAAGGAAAUACGAGUUCUCCAACAUCACCCUGCUAAAAGUCCUCCUCUGGGUGGUCCUGCUCGGCUUUUUCGUGGAACUGGAGUUCGGCUUUGCCUUCUUCGUCUUCUCUCUCUUCUACUGGCUGUACGAGGGACUGCGCGACCCGAUCGAAAGGGAGCCCGGGGAGAUGAGCGCCUACUCCGUCUUCAAUCCGGACUGUCAGCCGCUGCUCGGCACCCUCACCGCCGAGCAGAUGGAGGCUGAGAUGGGCUACAGAGGUCUUGCGAACCGAUGAAAUGCCAGUAAAUCUUAUGUGAAUCCUCACAACGAAUAAUUAAUUCCUGUGUAUUAUCUGUCAUUAAAUGUCAUGUUUAUUUCCUUUACUGUUUCACAUUUGAGGGAAUGUGCGUGGAAGAUGUUAGUAGUGAGGUUCUGGGUUCCAAUUAAUGACACUGGGUUAAAUAAAACUUUCAAUUGGUUGUCGGUGUAAAUUGUGUGCUUUUACAGACGUCUCAGUGUAAUUUACAGAUUUGUUAUGUUUUGGUUUUUUUCACGGAAAGGCCAAUAAAACAUUUUCGUAGAAGGAA
This is a messenger RNA of Syngnathoides biaculeatus (alligator pipefish), 782 nucleotides long. It is a transcript of the gene saysd1, whose product is annotated as SAYSVFN motif domain containing 1. Lineage: Eukaryota; Metazoa; Chordata; Actinopteri; Syngnathiformes; Syngnathidae. The record is from RefSeq and is a predicted model, not a curated record. The coding region runs from base 8 to 490 and encodes 160 amino acids. The transcript has 2 exons.